GUAUCGAAUGCAGAUGCUGGUCAUAAAAGCGAAGAAGGAGAAGCGGAAACAGACUUGGAUGGUGAUGAGUCAGACAAGGACGAGACACGCUCUGCGACUUGUAAAGCGGCCAAAAGUCCGUCUCCUGGCGUAGCGUCAGAAAAGCCGAACGGUUGGCGUCACAGGAGGUCUUCAAAUGGGUCUGUUCACUCUCCUGGCGACCGUUAUAACAGUCCAACUCCAGCUGCUGUUGAUGACGAGAGUGCGGAGCAUAGCGUCAAUGAUCAAUCGCAUACAGCCGCUACCCAAGAUGACAAAUCUGGCGUUGCUAAAGAUGGUAAUGAAAAUUCAGCGCAAUCCGAUGGUCGUUCCGAUUUAUCCUCGCCAAAAGAUGAUGAGGAUGAUGUCCCAACACCCACAACCGCAGAAGCUCCUGAUGGUGUUGUGCCUACGGAAGGUGGUUUGAGCCCUUCUGUAUCAUCUGUUCUUCUGGGUACCACAUCCGACACCAAAGUUGCAACUGGUCCUGGUUUAUUGGAUGAUGGGGCUUCUGCUCAAAAUGAUGGUAACUGUGUGGAAGAAGGCGGUAGUGAAGAGGAGGCUCUGUUAGUAUAUCCGAUGGAAGAUCUUAUGCCACAUCGUUGCGGCAUACUGCACGCUCGAGGCGAUCGCGGACUGAAUCCAACGCUACCCAGCGGUCGUGCCCCCACACUGGUGUUCAGCCAAAGGGAAAUUGAUGAUCAUUUGCGCAAUUUCGAAAUGAAGUUGCGCUCACUAAUCGAUGUUCCACCACAACUGACCGAAGACGUUAUGGUCAAACUCGGUAUGCGUGAUCCGGAGAAAGUAGCUGAAGAUUUCAUUGAGGCAAAUAUUCAAAAGCGGACGGGAAAAAAGAAACCAUUCAAAGUUGUUUGGGUUUGUCCUUUGUCCGAUAAAAAGUUCCGAGAGCCGAUCUUCGUACGGAAACAUAUUUUCAAUAAACAUAUGGACAAAGUAGAGGCCGCGAAGAAAGACAAUGCAGUUUUUUUCAACAACUAUUUACGGGACCCCCGACGUCCGUCCUUACCGGAAGCUCCCUAUCAUAUUGCACAACAAUAUUACAAUUCAUCCAGCUCUACCGGAGGUAACUACCGUGGACCCCGCGGAGCGGGUCGCAUGGCGGGUAGCGGACCUGGUGUUGGGAGCAACUAUAGAAGCAACUACCGAGGUGUCAAUUCUGCUAAUGCGGCUUCACUGCUAUCAGCCGCUGGUUCCGUAUAUUCGCGUGGAGCUGGAUCUUUUCAGGACUACUACGAUAUAGCGGCCCAGCAGCAGCAACAACAACAAGCUAUGGCAGCGGUCGCUGCUGCAGCAGCGGCGGCUUUAUGCCCGAAUGCCAACCCAGCUGAUUUGUACGCGUUGGCUGCCGCCAGCGCGGGGAACUCGCGAGGUCCUGCCCCCGGAAGACGAGGCCAGCGUGGUAAUUCGCCAGGCCAUGCCGAGUACAGUGGGCGGUCAUUUUACUCCGGGGAUGGUCGACGGAGACAGCCUUCAAACUACGGCGGGAGUCGGUACGCGCAUUCCAACUAUUUGUAA
Echinostoma caproni is the source of this 1554-nucleotide messenger RNA. The record is from the annotation of a GenBank genome assembly. NCBI's taxonomy places the organism in Eukaryota, Metazoa, Platyhelminthes, Trematoda, Plagiorchiida, Echinostomatidae.